AACAUGGAGGUUGCUUUGGAAAUGGAAGAUGAUUUAUUUUUUGCAAAUUUGAGCAAGGAAAUUGCUCUCCUAAUAAUGGAUGAAGAUGAAGAUCCACUUGCUUCUCAACCUCCAAACUCUCUUCAGGAUUUCUCUAGGGCAAUUCAUCCUCCUCCACAGUUUGAUUUCUUCUAUGAGCAAGCUUUGAUUAGAAGAGAAAGCAAAGGAACAGGAGUGUUUAUCCCACAAGCAACACAACCAAGAAGGAGGUACAAGAAAGGAAGAUCUAAUUCAUUCUCAAAAUAUCAAAAGCAGUCUCAAGACACAAGAAUGAUUUCUCAAGUUCCUAACAAGAAUUCUAUCAAACAGUGAAAAUAUGAAGAUCCUUCUAGUUAAGCUGUGUGAUUUUAUAAUUAAUGAUUAAUUUGUUUAGCAUAUUGUUUAAUUAUUUAUUGUCUAAUUAAUUCUUUAGCCUUUAGGCAAUAAUUGUAUGGCUAAUUAUUAAGUUCUAUUAUUUGUAUAAAGGUGGAUAUGUACAUGGGAAAACCAUAUAUUAUAUACACCUAAAUAUUAGUCAUCAUGUAGGAGGGUUCAACCAAAGGUUUUGCAACCUCCACUGUGUGGACAAGCAUUUUGUGGUUAUCUAGUAUCAUAUGAUAAGUCUGUCCUUUUUCUGUUAAUGAUAUUAAUGAUACUAUUUUUCAAUAUUUUUGAA
Medicago truncatula (barrel medic) is the source of this 694-nucleotide messenger RNA. RefSeq lists its product as uncharacterized. NCBI's taxonomy places the organism in Eukaryota, Viridiplantae, Streptophyta, Magnoliopsida, Fabales, Fabaceae. The record is from RefSeq and is a predicted model, not a curated record. Bases 4 to 351 code for a protein of 115 amino acids. The transcript is spliced from 2 exons.